AUGACCGUAUUCGAUGCCCAAUCUGAACUUGCAGCUCAAGGCCUAAGAAGCACCAUCUUGAAGCGUUUGGCAGAAUUGAAGGUUGACUUGGAGGCCGGGGAGGAGAUCAUCUUGAAGGAGAAUACCAGACGUUUUUGUCUUUUCCCUGUCAAGUACCACGAGGUUUGGGAGUUUUACAAGAAGGCUGAGGCCUCUUUUUGGACAGUCGAGGAGGUUGAUUUGUCAAAGGAUUUGAUUGACUGGGAGGAAAAGUUGAACGAUGAUGAGCGUUUCUUCAUCUCUCGAGUAUUGGCUUUCUUUGCCACUUCCGAUGGUAUUGUCAAUGAGAAUUUGGUGAAGAAUUUCUGCGAUGAGGUCAAGGUAGCAGAGGCGAAGUGUUUCUACGGUUUCCAAAUCAUGAUUGAAAACAUUCACUCUGAAAUGUAUUCUCUCUUGAUCGAUACCUACAUUAAGGAUUCCGUUGAGAAGGAAUUCUUGUUCAACGCUAUUGAAACCAUUCCUGUCAUCAAGGAUAAGGCUAAUUGGGCUUUCAAGUGGAUCUCUAAUGAGUCAAACCAGCCUUUUGGUGUCCGUAUCGUUGCUUUUGCUGCUGUUGAGGGUAUCUUCUUUUCUGGUUCCUUUGCUUCCAUCUUUUGGCUCAAAAAGCGUGGGUUGAUGCCUGGCUUGACACUUUCCAAUGAAUUUAUUACUCGUGACGAAGGUCUCCAUGCUGAUUUUGGCUGCCUCUUGUUCCACCAUUUGGUCAAUCAGCCCUCUCAUGAAACCGUUCUGCAAAUCAUCACCGAAGCCGUUGAAAUCGAGGAGUCUUACUUUAAUGAUUCUCUCCCUGUUCGUCUGAUUGGCAUGAAUGACAAGUUGAUGUGUCAAUAUGUUAGAUUUGUGGCCGAUCGUCUCUUGGUAUCGCUUGGUUUCCCCAAGCAUUACAAUGUUAAUAACCCUUUCGAUUUUAUGGAAUUGAUCUCUCUUCAAGGCAAGACCAACUUUUUUGAGAAGCGUGUCUCUGACUAUCAACGUGCUGGUGUCAUGUCUACCAAGGAGGAUCGUAGCUUCUCUUUGGAUGCCGAUUUCUAA
Mucor velutinosus is the source of this 1071-nucleotide messenger RNA. It is a transcript of the gene MPE1, whose product is annotated as Protein mpe1. Gene Ontology annotation, molecular function: oxidoreductase activity. Gene Ontology annotation, biological process: deoxyribonucleotide biosynthetic process. Lineage: Eukaryota; Fungi; Mucoromycota; Mucoromycetes; Mucorales; Mucoraceae. Bases 1 to 1071 code for a protein of 356 amino acids. The transcript has 2 exons. The record is from RefSeq and is a predicted model, not a curated record.